This is a messenger RNA of Rhodotorula graminis WP1, 811 nucleotides long. RefSeq lists its product as uncharacterized. NCBI's taxonomy places the organism in Eukaryota, Fungi, Basidiomycota, Microbotryomycetes, Sporidiobolales, Sporidiobolaceae. Bases 41 to 775 code for a protein of 244 amino acids. The record is from RefSeq and is a predicted model, not a curated record. Gene Ontology annotation, cellular component: plasma membrane. The transcript is spliced from 9 exons.
GACUCUCGCUCCCAAGUCGUCCAGCUCGUCAACAGCAGUCAUGGUGUCGCUCCGCCUCAACACUAGCCCGCGUGUGCCCUCCUUCAGUGGCCCCAUGGCCCUCGCGACCGCUCUCCUGGUCGUGUCCAUCUUCUCCGAGCCGUACUGGCAGAACUUCUACAUCAUCCAGGGCAAGGCGCUCAACACGACCAUCAAGCUCGGCGCCUGGGGUGCCUGCACCAAGUACCGCAACAACACUGGCAUCGUUGGCCCCGACGAGUUCUGCACGAGCGUCAAGUCCGGCUACGACUUCUACUUCGUCCCCAACGCCACCGAGGGCGGCAUCGACCAGUUCCCGACCGUCAAGGGCGACUCUGCCAUCCUCGGCCUCGACGCCGCCGACAGCGACCGCAUCUUCAUCAUCGGCUCGAGCGCCACGUCCGUCUACUGGAUCCACGUCGUCGCCGCCAUCACCGCCCUCCUGUGCAUGAUCUCGCUCCUGUUCCCGCCGCGGUACUUUGGGUCCGAGACUUCGCGGCUGUUUGCGCUGCAAAAGUCGGGCAUCAUCACGAUUCUGCUCGCGCUCGCCGCGUUCGUCAUCACCAUCGUCGCCUUUGCCGCCCAGUUGGCCGUUGCCAUCCCGGCCCGCAACCGGUUCGUCGCCGCGUCGGACCAGAUCGAGAUCAAGCUCGGCAACGUCCAGUGGUUCGUGCUGCCGUGCUUUAUCCUCAUGAUCCCGGCGCUCCUCAGUGUGCUCCUCCGCUCGACGGCCGCGCACGAGUACACCGACCUCUGAGCGCCUCCUGUCGCUCUCGGGCCGCCGGCGCGCGCG